AUGACUCACCCACUGGUUGGUAUCGAAGCAGGUAAAGUCAGUAGACAGACUCAUCUCACUAAAACGUCGAACGAUCCCAACAUUCAUAAAGCCUGUGAAUUCAUUCGAAAAAAUAAGAAAAACAUUUCUAUCAAACUUUAUGUUGAUGAUGUUCUCGGUGGUGAUGAGAAAGAAGGUGUUACGCUCGGUGGUCUAAUUUUGAUCGCUGAUGAAGAUGUGGCUGAACUUGUUUUGUGUUAUUACAAAAAUCGUUUUGGCGGUGCUACACGAACGGUGCAUGCAGCGUUAAACAAAAUGUACUAUCGUAUAUCUGAAAAUCGUAUCAUCGACGUGAUCAAAUCAAGUGGCGAACAUGAAAUGGUAAAACCCGAAUUUUCGAACAAAAAACCGAACAAGAUAAUCCAAGCUAAAGCAAUAAUGGAAAGAGUACAAGUUGAAGUUGGUGGUCAACAGUUACAAUUAGCAAAUAUUGAUAAUAAAGCAUUAUAUUCCUAUUUGGAAAAAUAUAAAAACAUUAAAAAUAACUAA
Messenger RNA from Didymodactylos carnosus, 528 nucleotides. Lineage: Eukaryota; Metazoa; Rotifera; Eurotatoria; Philodinida; Philodinidae. The record is from the annotation of a GenBank genome assembly.